UUAGCAGGAUGCCGGACUAGGACGUUUGGCUUCCACUUCCGGUUCCGUCCUUCUCUCUCUGGGAGCACGACGGGGCGUGGCCCCGCGGCGGACGGCGCGCUGUGGGCGGGACUUCCGGUCUGGCAUUUUCCCAGACCAGGAAGUCCGCAGGCCUCGGAGGCGGGAAGGUUUGAACGGCUAUUGGCCGGCGUUUACUUUAUGGAAGCCGGGUUGGCGCGGCGGCUGCUCUCUUGCUACUCGUACUUGACGAACUUCACGGUCGAGACACGCUCUGUGCCCUCAUCCUUCUACAGUUGCGAUUGUUUUCUUUCGUCCAGAGACGUUUGUUGGUCUUCUGUCAGUUUCCAGAACCGGCCGCGGGGAGUCGUGGGCAUGCGCAGAAGCUGCGACUUUGAGCCUUUUGCAAUUUAAAAUCCGAGCUGCUGUUGCCGAACCUCCUUUCCACCGCUCGUAUUUACUUUGGAAAGACAUUUUAUUCAAAGUCAAUAGAAAUGGCGGCUGAAGUGCGAAUGGUACUUUAUGAAGAUGAUUCUGUGCAGGUUCAAUAUGUUGAUGGUUCCAGAUUGCAGCUUUCUCCAUGUGGUUCUGAAUUUUUGUUUGAAAAGGCGCCUCUUGCUUCAGCACAUCCUUUAGAACAACCUGGAAGAAUUCAUCAAAGGACACAUUUUGUUAUUAGCACUUACAGAGAACAACUACAACGAGCCCUUGAGUUUAGAAACUCUUAUGCUACUUUUCCUUUUUUAUCUGAAAGCAUCAUCCCUUCUGAAAGAAAAAAGUGUAUAUUCAUUGACAUCACAGAAGUGAGAUGGCCCGGACUUAAUAUUGAUGAUGGCUUGAUAUCUAUGCAGAGUGGCACCGUGAUGAUCUCAUCUUUAGAUGGGCAUGCAUAUCUUUGCCUGUCAAAGUCUCAGCAUGAAUUUACAGUGCAUUUUUUAUGCAAAGUGAGCCAGAAGCCAGAAUCAUCUAGAGUACUAUCAGAAAAAAAUAAUCAAGCCCAAAAGGAUAGACUAGUGGAACAGACAGGCAGAGUCUGUACAUAUGGGAAUUUAUCAAGACGGAAACUGAAGAAUAAAGAAAAUGAACUGUGUUGUCAGACCAUGAAGUCCACAGACCCUCUCGAGAACUGUGUAGAUGCAGCUGAGUGGAGGGAGAAGCUGCCUUCUCCGGCUGUGAAACGCACGUGUCUAUACACGUGGGUAAAGCAGUGCUGGUCCGUUGCUGCCUGCCCGGAGGAAUGGAAGUACCCCUUGUCUUUAGCCCUUCGUUUUCGUAGCAAGAACAGCAGACAGUCUGAAACGGAUGCAGAUGUCACCCAGAGUAGCGUUUUAACUUCUGGUGUUUCAGAGGAAAAAGGAAAAGAGAUUUCUGUCCUCCCAAGGGCCCUAUUACUUAGCUGUCCUGUCCCACACCUGCACAGGUGGAAUUUCUGUGAUUCACUUUUACAGGAAGAGUCAGAUGAGGAAUAUUCCUAUCCUGAACUAGUGAAAGUGGUUUGGUAUAAGGGUGUUACAUAUAGACUUACUCAUAAAAAUGUGAAUUCUAUAGAAAUUUAUCCUGGAGAUGGGUCUGUUUUCAAAUCAGAAGGAGCUUAUUUGGGGAACUUUUUUACAUAUUACUAUAGUCAAGAAGGAUCAGAAGAGAAAGAAGAGAAAAUGUAUUCAGUAAAUAAUCUUCCUCCAGAUAGACCAGGAAGUCUGUUCUCUGUGAAUUCUGUCAUCAAACAGGCAACUAGAAUUCUUCAACAUUGUGCCAAGAUGAGGCUUUCUUUAAGCCAUAAUUAUCGCAUAUGCUGCUGGAAAAUGGCACCUGGGAUAAGUGACAGCAUUGUACUGCCUUCGCUUUUGAGAGAGUCACUCAUACCUAGUGUGGGAAGAAUUCUUGCAUACUCUGAUGACAAAGUACAUGCUAUGUUUUUAGAUGGCACUACUCUAACCCUAAAUUGGAACUUUGGCUCUCUUACUGAAAAAAAACAGGUAAAUCAAGGUCUCAGUUUAGGUUGGUGUAAGUUAACUUUUCCUGAUGGACAUGAUCAGUUAAUUCAGAUUGAACACCCUGGGCCACAUGAAAGAUAUGUGGCAACAGUAAUAUCAUGGUGCAGAAGGCUGGCCCAGACUAGUCAGAGAGCUGUGCCCGCACAUCCUUCACCCGUUCUUGAAGAAAACUGGUCUGUAGCUUCUGAACUUGAAAAGAUAAAGAAAUUUAACUUGUUAUUGGAGAAUAGUGGUGUCCUAGACCAGAUUUCUAACAAGAAAAAUAAGCCAACUUCUCAUGAUUAUACACCAGAAUCUUCAGAAAUCUUGCUGGAAGAAAAUGAAAAGAACGUGUCAAUGGCGUUGAAAAAAACCUCUGAUAUCCUUCAGGAUAUUGACUGUCUUCUAUCAAACUCUAAAAAGUGAAAAAUGGAAUGACAAGAUAUUCUACUAAACCAUAAGGAUGUUAUUUCAAGGACAGCUAUAAAAGUAGUAAGCCAGGAAAAUGUAUAUAUUUCUCUACAACAAUUAUUAGAGAAAUAGCAUUUAACUUUGGGCUUUUUUUAAAAAAAAAAAAUCACUGUGAGACAGUUACAAAGCUUUCAUGUCUGAGCUUCAGCCAUACAAUGAUUGAAUACCCAUCCCUCCACCAGUGCACAUUUUCCACCACCAAUGUUCCCGGUAUCCCCACCUCAUCCCAGUCCUCCUGUCUUUAUGGCAGACAGAUUCCCCAAUACUCUCUCUCUGCUCUGGGGCAUUAUAGUUUGCUCGAAUUUUCCCACCACCAUUCAAGGCUACCUGCCAGGGGCAUUUGCUAGAUAAUGUAUUUUCUAUUGCUCACUUUGAAUAUGAUGAACAGUCAUGUGGCCACUUUUGUAACCACAUGCUUCUGGAAUUCUAAGAUUGUAAAUGGUUGGGGUCCAGAGACAUCUCCGUAAGGCGCUAAUCCACUUUGGGGUUCAAUUGGGAGUCCCUGGACCAGGGCGUUAGUGUGCUGAGAUGGUGUCUGGUGGCAGAUUGUGGGCAUGACAGAUAGGAGUCUUAGUCCUGGAACCUAUUGCUUCUGGCAGGUUGUGGUUGCCGGGACUUCAUCUGGAGCGGGCAAGGAGAACACACCUGCUCCCCCUGAGGUGCCCUGGUGAAAUUGGCUCAGUAUGGGGCCCAGAGAGAUCUCGGCAAUGUGGUAUCUUCCAGGACUCCACUUUGGGGACGUUUUUACCUAAUCUGUGAUUUUUUUUCUUUUUUAAUUUUUAGGUUCCGUGAUUUACAAUAUUAAUAGCAAGUGUCAUGCAGAAACAUUGCAAACCCAUACCCUCCACCAGAGUGUCAGCUUUCCUCCACCGUGUCCCAGUGUGCCACCCCCACCCCACCCCCUCCUCUCCUACAGUGAUAUGCUUCCUACUAUAGACCAGGUCUUAGCUUCUGUUGCCUUUGAGUAUUUGUUGUUAAUAUUUUUGGUUUUGGGUCACAGGGUUUGCUCAGGAAUCAUCCUGGCUCUGCAUUCAGGAAUCAUUCCUGGCAGUGCUCAGGGGACCAUUUGGGAUGCUGGGGAUUGACCCCAAGUGGGCCCCUGCAAUGCAAGCGCCCUUCCCACUGUACUGUCUCUCUACCUCCCCUAUUUGUUGUUUCGUAAUUUACUGUUACAUACUACAUGAGGAAAUCAUUCUUUGUUUGUACCUCUCCACCUAACCUCACUCAGCAUGAUAUUCUCCAGAUUCAUCCAUGUAGUUGCAAAUUGAAUGACUUUUGUUUUUUCUUAAAGUUUAGUAGUAUUCCAUUAUGUAAUUAUACUAGUUUCUUUAUCCAGUGAUCUGUUCUUGGAUACUGGGGCUAUUUCCAGAUUUGGGCUAUUAUGCUGCAGUGAAAUACUAAUCUGUAAAUCUUGAAAUAUGUUAUUAAUAAAGGAUUGUUUUGAACUAUUUUUCAUAUGUAUGAGGAAAAAAGAUCAUAGUUGUGGCUUCUGUGAGGCAUUCACUAUUAAUCAAAAUUUUUUCCACUUUAAGUUGAAUUGUGUGCAUCUGGUCAUUUGCUAUUCAGUCUCUGAAUACUUUCUAAUAAAAGAGAAAAAGAAAUAAAGAAUUAGGCUCCCUUUUGCUCUUCUCAUUGCAAGAAGCUAUUGGUGUUGAUCUGAAGCAGGGGUGCCCUGAGGUUUAAAAAAACAAGGAUUAAGGCUGGCAUGAGAGAAAAGCAUGUGACAGGGGGCUGACAGCCUUGUGGACUGAAGGCCCAGACUGUUCUCCAGGUAUAUAGAGCUUAGAACCUGUAAUCAUCAGAAGAAUAACAACAUUCUUUGGUCAGAAACCUGUCUUAGACCUUUACAUAUCUGAGGGCCUUGGUUUACUGUAAUUAUUGUUUUUGUAAAGGGCUUUCUUAAAGGGAAAGUUCUUCCAAGGGCGGGGACAGAGAGUGAGAGCAAAUACAGGAUGGACCUGGCCAGUACUGCUGCCCACGAACAGGUCCUGGCUCCUGAACACCCAUGAUCCCAGAGGCACACAAAACAAUCUCGGAACCGAGGGGCUUUUGGCAGAAAUCUCUCCAGACUUAUUACUAAAAUAUCAGAAAUCUAAAAUGCUCUUCAUACCAGCAAUAGAAAAAAAAAAUUAAUGAUACCUUUUUGGCAGAUCUGAAUGUUGGGGAAAAUUCCAAAUAAUAAUGGUGGAUCUUUUGUCAAAAUAUUGAAUGUGAUCAAAGUGGGGAGUAAGGUGGAAAUUAUCUGCCACA
Messenger RNA from Sorex araneus (European shrew), 4691 nucleotides. RefSeq names its product chromosome 1 C5orf34 homolog (gene C1H5orf34). The record is from RefSeq and is a predicted model, not a curated record. The transcript has 13 exons. Bases 492 to 2396 code for a protein of 634 amino acids. Lineage: Eukaryota; Metazoa; Chordata; Mammalia; Eulipotyphla; Soricidae.